Molecule: messenger RNA, 1818 nt
Organism: Botrytis sinoallii
Lineage: Eukaryota; Fungi; Ascomycota; Leotiomycetes; Helotiales; Sclerotiniaceae
Exons: 3
Coding region: 1-1818 (605 amino acids)
Source: RefSeq, a predicted model, not a curated record
AUGAUUACUUUAGAUGACCGAAGUACGAUGUAUGGAUUACCUGCCACAGGUUCCAGUCCCCAAAUUGAUGGGAACUCGUCAGAUGCACGUGAUACGACAAACAUGUCCAAACGUGAAGACGAAGAGCUAGUCACGGUUCCUGUCGCAAAGCUACAGCAACUGGUAGAAUUUGGGAUACAGGUACUGAAAGAAAGCAGAAGGAAGACGAACAUUCGUGAAAUUGACCUAGAGUAUAACACAGCUCCGGCUUCAGAAGGCUUUCCUGUGAUUCACUCUUAUCAAGCACGUUCGGAAAUUCCACGCCCACUGAAUCGCCCGAAGUACCUACAUGAAUUCUUAACUCGGGCUUGCGCGAAUCCCUGGCCAGUUCGCAAGGUUGAAGUGAACCGUAAUCAGGUGAUUCAUCUGGAUCAUCUUGGGCAGCCCUUUGAUAGAUUCAAUCGUGUACAUUUCGAGGCCAUUUGGGAAAAUCACUUCAGGAUCUUCUUUGGAUACGGACAAAGAUCUGUAACUGCUUCAGAGAUAGUGCGAAGAGGAUGGUUUUGGAAAAGAAUACUCAAUGAGUGCGACAAAGAAAUGAUACCCUGGUUGCUCGAAAUUGGGACUGAUAAUCCAGACGCUCGAGCAGCAAUUCUGGUAAAGAUUUUAAUUUGCAUCAUCAAGUCGUCAAUUGAAAGGAGAUAUUCUACUACUUCAACAAUUGGGGCCAUUCUCGAGCGUUGCUACACGAGCGGAGUAUUACGCCAACCCGAAGAUAUCCCAUCGAAUCCAGAUAACAUUAACUUCCAAAAAGAAAUGAGGCAGGACUAUGGCUUUCAUAUAAUUCUUGUUGCAAUAUCACUGAAUAUAUUCAAUGAUUGUUUGAUGGAAGAUAAUUCGGACCUGGGUCUCAACAGCCGCCAGAUACUAUGGUCCCCCAUGGAUUUGUUGAGAGAAGCUUGCGGGGGUGCCAACUUAGAACAAAUUCUUGCUUUUCAGGGACCGGAACUUGUUGUAUCAAUUCUAUCUGUAUCAAAAUCUUCGAAUGCUCCAGUGCUAUUGAAAAGCCCAACCACUAGCUCUGGACGUAUCGACGAUCUGAACAUUGGGUCUUUGCAGACUAUUGGGGAUCUCCGAAUAGUCUGGACAGAUAUUUUCGAGGAACAUCUCCUCCUGAACCAUGAAAAUAAAUGUUUGAAAAUUGCACGACUACGACCCUUCGUUUGGGGGAUGUUAAGUAUUUUUCAGAACGACUGGUUAGUCAUAUUAUCUUUCAUUGUUCGGCAUCAUACUAAUGACUUGAAAGCGUCCGUUGGUCUAGCCGAUAUCGAAAAGACAUGGGCCAUUCUCUUCUCAAUCACAACUCUAGGCGAGAACUCCAAGAACAAAUCACGGGUUAGGGAAAAGCUCAAGCAUGAGUACGAGACCAUUAUUGACGAAGAUCGAAAUCCAAUACAUACAGAUAUUCAAACCCUCAAAGAAUACCAUAUGCCAUGGAUAGAAGACGAUUCAGCGACCGGCAGAGUGCAAUCAUACUACGAGUCACGAUGGGAAAAUCUUCAAGGAAUCAUUAAAUCAAAACAAGACAAAAGUACCAUUGCCUACUCCAAUUUCGGCAUGUUCGGAGACCGUGUGAGAGAUCUGAGACAGUAUAUGGAUCAUCAAAAACCACAUGGUUUGCGACAAUUACUACGAGAUUCUAGGGAUGCGCUUAAUUAUUAUACGUUUAUGGGGGUUAUUAUCUUCGGAUUGUUGACUGUCUUUCUCGCUCUGGCAUCUUUUUUUGUGGGCGUCGCUCAGACGUAUGCUGCGUUUAAAGCGUUGGAUACGUCUUCUUAG